CCCAAAGUGACACUCAUAUCAAUAGAAAAAUGCAGUUAAUUCUUCCUGCUGUUAGAUUUUUUCUUCUACUGUUGUGGUUUUCAAGCCAUGUGUAUUGUCAGAAAAAUAGAAAUAAAUUAAUGUGUGAGCCAAUAGUUGAUGACUUUUCUUUGGAAACGCAAACACAAGGGAGCCCUGGCAAAAGAGGUGCAGCAGGCCCUAAAGGAGAUAAAGGAGAAAAUGGAAUCCGUGGAGUAGUUGACUAUACUGUAAUGAAUCUUCGUAUCAAUCAAGCAAUUGUCGACAUGAACGUGAAGUUCCAGGAAGAGAUAACACAAUACAAGAAACAAAUAGAGAACUCAGAAACGAAUACAAGAAUAGUUAACUUAUUGAAAAAAGAUUUGUGUCCGAUUUUUCACAAUGAAAAAUGUUUCUUUCUAAUUACGGAUGAAUCUCGGAUGGAUCUGACACAGAGUCGUGAGAAGUGCCAAAGUCUGGAUGGACAACCAGCUAAUAUUUAUGAUCGCGAACAUUUUGAAAAAAUAGUUCCUCUACUUCGAGUGAAAAUAUUUAUAGGCUACAAAUACACUCAUAUUUGGACAGGCAUGACUGUCGAUGCAAAGACUCGAAAAGCGUAUCUAACCAGCAACAGAGAAGCGCCCUACUCUCGUUGGUUUCCUGAACGGCCAUACAGUGUCGCACGACCACAUGUUGGUAUUCAAAUUGAUGCUAAACCAUCAUCACAUUAUCAGGGAAUAUUUGACGAAAAUCCAUCUUCUAAACAUCUCGGAGUGCUUUGUGAAAUCCAAGUGUAAACGCUGUAAAUUUGUAGUAUUUAAUCAAAGUGACACGCUAGGCAUACAACUGGCACCCCUCUCUUUUCGCACACACCUCCGAAUUUGGUCACCUUUGUUAUCAUAAUACUAAGCACUUGUGAAACAUUGCGCGAGUCUAUUCAACGACGCAUAAACAAGUCAAUAUUAAAAAUGUCUGCAAUACAACAAGCAUAGUAUGUGUUUAAUUUAUGGCUAUCAGCAAUAUACAGUUGACUGAAAUAAAGAGGGAGGUUCUUAGCAUAGUUACUGAAUGACAUACAAUCAAACUCUC
Styela clava is the source of this 1086-nucleotide messenger RNA. RefSeq lists its product as uncharacterized. The record is from RefSeq and is a predicted model, not a curated record. Lineage: Eukaryota; Metazoa; Chordata; Ascidiacea; Stolidobranchia; Styelidae.